Messenger RNA from Rhagoletis zephyria (snowberry fruit fly), 531 nucleotides. Lineage: Eukaryota; Metazoa; Arthropoda; Insecta; Diptera; Tephritidae. The record is from RefSeq and is a predicted model, not a curated record.
AUGAAGAAGAAUAUUGGAGUGCUGUGCUUUUGCCUACUGUUAGCCAGUGUUUACGGACACCAGAAUCAUGUGAACAAUCACCAGCAGCAGCAGCAACCCUCACAACCAAAUGCUCACCAGCAACCCGAUUUGAAGAAACAGCACAACAACUUUUUUGAAAAACAAGACAUUGAACACAUUAAGCACGACCUAAAGGACCAGUACCACGUGGAGGUAGAUGAAAAAACAAAUUCAAAGGAAAUGGAAUAUUACAAUUUUAAACUUCACGAUUAUGAUAAUAAUGGGUAUCUUGAUGGACUAGAGUUACUUGUCGCCCUUAAUCACAACGCCGAUCAUGUGCCGGAAAAAUCGGAGACUGCACCACCAGAACCGUCUGCACAACAGCGCGACACAAAACAUCAAGAACAGUCACAGUCCAAAUUUGAGAGUGAUGCUUUGGUUAUUGACCAGGUUCUUAAAGACUACGACAGCAAUCACGAUGGUCUAAUUUCAUACUACGAGUACAUGCAAGUUAAGGAAAAGUAUAUGUGA